CAGCCCCAGCUCCAGGCCCGGCAGCAGCAGCUGCAGCCGCCCACGCCACCGCCCCCGCCGCCCGCCGGGAAAGGCUCUGCAGCAAUGAAGCCGCGCGUCCCGAGGCACCGCAGGUAAGCCGGGAGCCUGGCCGCCUCCGCCGAGCCCCUGCGCCGCUUCCCCUUCGCGCGUCCUGCCGCAGCGAGAGGCAUGGAGAAGGCCACCCCCGCGGGGCGCUGAUCCCAGCGCCGCGCCCGCGCGCACACGCCCCCCGCCGCCGCCACUGCCGCCGCCACCGCUGCCACCGCCGCGCGCCCCCCGCACCUCGCUCCUGCCCCGCCCCGCCAUGACCGGCUCCGCGGCGGACACUCACCGCUGCCCCCACCCCAAAGGCGCCAAAGGUACUCGGUCUCGGAGCAGCCACGCACGGCCCGUGAGCCUCGCCACCAGCGGGGGCUCGGAGGAGGAGGACAAAGACGGUGGGGUGCUGUUUCACGUUAACAAGAGCGGCUUUCCCAUCGACAGCCACACCUGGGAGCGCAUGUGGAUGCACGUGGCCAAGGUGCAUCCCAAGGGGGGAGAGAUGGUGGGCGCCAUCAGAAACGCCGCCUUCCUGGCAAAGCCUUCUGUACCCCAGGUCCCAAACUACAGGCUGUCGAUGACUAUCCCAGACUGGCUCCAGGCGAUCCAGAACUACAUGAAGACGCUACAAUACUUAACCAAUGGACAGCCUUCCAUCGAGCGAUUCCCCAUCAGCUUUAAAACCUACUUCUCAGGAAACUAUUUUCAUCAUGUCGUGCUGGGGAUUUAUUGCAAUGGCCGCUAUGGCUCACUGGGCAUGAGCCGAAGGGCUGAGCUGAUGGACAAGCCAUUGACCUUUCGGACUUUGAGUGAUCUCGUCUUUGACUUUGAAGACUCCUACAAGAAAUACUUGCACACGGUGAAGAAGGUCAAGAUUGGGCUGUAUGUCCCUCAUGAGCCUCACAGCUUCCAACCCAUUGAGUGGAAGCAGCUGGUCCUCAAUGUCUCGAAGAUGUUGAGGGCUGACAUAAGGAAGGAGCUGGAGAAAUAUGCCAGGGAUAUGAGAAUGAAGAUCUUGAAACCUGCAAGUGCCCACUCUCCAACCCAAGUGAGAAGCCGGGGGAAAUCCCUGUCCCCCAGAAGGAGACAAGCAAGCCCCCCAAGAAGGCUCGGCAGGCGAGACAAGUCGCCUGCUCUGCCUGAAAAGAAGGUGGCUGACCUCAGCACUCUGAAUGAAGUUGGCUAUCAAAUCCGAAUCUAGCCAGGCCAUACUGGCCAGCAAGAGGGUUUCCGUGGUGCUUCUUUUUGAACUUUACCCAGCAUCUUCAGGAGGAACUGCAACUAUUUAUUACAAGCUUGUGAAGUUUAUUUUUAAGGCUUCACCUGGAAAUAGAAUCUGAGUUGGUGGGAACAAUUAGCUUUAUAAACUUUCUAAGGGGCAACCGUGAAAAGGCUAGAGUAAAAACCCCGCUGGGGUUGGACUGUCUCCCUCACUCACGAUCUCAAGGAUAACUAACAUUAACUGCAGUUUUCUAUUUUCCCAUUUACCCACUUUCUCUGACUUGCUUUGGACAUUAUGCCUCACCAGUAGUAAAUGUUCAUGAAGUUCUCCCCCACUUCUGGUAUAGUAAGGUAACUCAAUCAGCAUUACCGUCUUUUUCAGCAAUAACAGAAGCAAAGAUGGGUGAGUUUUUUUAAGCAGUUAAUAUUACCUCAGCAUUUUUACAUCAGAUAUGCAAACUUGAUGGCAUUUUGGUUUUUUAUAUUCUAUUUGUAUUGUUUCCCCAGUUUUUCCAAUGGGGAUCUCCACAGCCUGGAGUUUUUUUCCUGGUGCACAUGUGAUGAGAUUUAAGGUAUUAUAUGCAAAUGUUUUACUAAAAAAAAAAAAGCACUGAAAUUCUUCUGGCAAUAUGGGAAACCAUUUCUAGGAUACUGGAGUUAAUCUUUCAUAAAGCAUUCACUGACAGCAGGCAGUUUUUUUCUUUCAAAACAAGCACUUUCAGAAGGUAGUCUAUGUUCUGUCACUAACAUUUAAACUUUGCAAAGUACACAAAAAGCACAAGAGGUCAUGCACUUGUUACACAAAAUUACCAGUUACUGAGAUCACCCCUGACAGUCACACACUUAGAAAGGCAGACACUAGGAAUGAGUCAGCGGUUCUGAGAAGCAGAUAACCUUUCUGGUUCACAUUUCCUCUGAUUUGUAAACUGAACUCUGAGUCAGGCUUCGAUUCUGAAGAACUUGGCUGC
Messenger RNA from Castor canadensis (American beaver), 2249 nucleotides. NCBI's taxonomy places the organism in Eukaryota, Metazoa, Chordata, Mammalia, Rodentia, Castoridae. The record is from RefSeq and is a predicted model, not a curated record.